Molecule: messenger RNA, 1254 nt
Organism: Stereum hirsutum FP-91666 SS1
Lineage: Eukaryota; Fungi; Basidiomycota; Agaricomycetes; Russulales; Stereaceae
Exons: 3
Coding region: 1-1254 (417 amino acids)
Source: RefSeq, a predicted model, not a curated record
AUGGCGUCCUACUUCCGCAAUCUCUUUGGAUGGGGAAGUUCGAGACCUUCACGCUCCGCUGCACAACCAACACCAGCGUCGAGCAGCAAGUCUCACAGUCGCUCGCAGUCUGGCUCCACUGCCCCUCCGUUGACGGCGAAUUAUAUUUACGCCUCCGGUGGCAGCUCUCACGUCUCAGCGAUUCCCCCUCCUCGUUCUGUGCCUUCGAAGACUAAUAGCUAUUCACUCCCUCACACUCACACCGCGACACCCUCGCCUCUCCGCUACCCUACCACCGACUCUCAUAGCCGCCCUCACUCUCGCGACCGCGAACGCGCCAGGCCGAAGAUGGUUUCAUCUGCUUCUGAUAGCAAGGCCCAAGCGUCUCAAAUCUACAGUCGCCAAUCUCACCGGCCCAAAGACCACCAUGUUCACUAUCCUCACUUUGUCCAAUCCUGUUACGGCACUGCUGGGAGUUCGCGGUCGAACUCGAGCACCUCUAUCUACGCCAACAUGCCACCCUCCGCUCCACUGUCUUCGAGUUCCCGUCACAACAUCAUCGCUUCCGAACCUCCUGCGAGACGUCCUCAACUCAAACAGAACCAUACGUGGCACGCAGGUGCGCCAGGCAUCAGUGUCAGCGCCACAAGCCACACAUCAUCAUCUCAUGGACGGGCAUCAUCUCGAUCACUCCUACAAACGUCGGCGGUACACAUGCAUCCAUUGUUUGCGUACACGCGUCUCCACCAUGCUCCGAUCUCGUACGACGUGACAUCUUCGCCCUCGGCUCGUACCGUCCUCGACCGGACGACGCACUCUCCUGUCCCCGCUCAUACCCUCGCGCAACCCGCUACCGAACCACCUAUCCCCGCCAGUCAGACUCUCGUCCUUCGUUCGGAUAAGCUUCCCUGGCGCGUCACCGUCGGCCCUAUUGGCGCUCAACCCCCUUCUGGCUCACUCGGCAAAGCGUCUGGUCGUGCUAUCAGUACUGGUACUGCUUGUAUAACCAACCUUGAUGUGUUAUACGCCUUGCAUAAUGAGCUCAUGAGGAGGGUUACGACGGCGGAAUGGGAGUCUCUCGGUAAGGGUAGUAGCGCGCAGAGGAAGGUCGCGGCAGCGUAUGAGAAGAGAUGUACGAGGUCGGGCGGCGGUUGGGAGCAUGGGAUCCGGAGGGUGGAUUGGUUGAGCUCGAAGACGAGGCUAGUUGGCGUGGAGGUGGACAAGAGUCGGAGCGCGGGUGGGUGCGUCGGGACGAUGGUCUUUGGAAAAGCGUAA